AAAUCCAAACCCAACAAAAAAUUCAAAAAAAAUUCCUUACCUAAAAAAGGAGAAAAGAAAGAAGAUGGCACAAAAGGAAGAGCUGCUGUCAAAACAUCAUCUCUCUUUAAAAACAACCCAGAGGUUCCGGAAAUAGAGAGGCCAAAUGUGAAGCAGUUACAAGAAAACGUUUUCUCUUCCGAUUCCUUUUCUGAGCUCAAGUUGCAUCCACAUCUGGUUGCCACAAUCACAAGCGUCCUGAAUAUAACCCAGAUGACCAGUGUCCAGAAAAUGACCAUCCCGGCCCUCCUGUCUGGUAGAGAUGCCCUGGUGAGGUCACAGACGGGAUCUGGGAAGACUUUAGCUUAUGGUAUUCCACUUGUACAGUCACUUCAAGCAGUAACCCCUAAAAUACAGCGCAGCAACGGACCUUAUGCCCUUGUUUUAGUCCCCACAAGAGAGCUGGCCCUGCAGAGUUUCACCACCAUUCAGAAGCUGCUUAAGCCGUUCAGCUGGAUUGUACCGGGAGUUUUAAUGGGAGGAGAGAAGAGGAAAUCAGAAAAAGCCAGGUUACGAAAGGGGAUAAACAUCCUGAUCUCCACUCCGGGGAGGUUGGUCGAUCAUAUCAACUCAACUAAGAGCAUGCAUUUUACUUGUAUCCAAUGGCUCAUAGUGGAUGAAGCCGACAGAAUCCUGGACCUGGGAUUUCAGAAAGACAUCACCACCAUUUUGAACGCC
Molecule: messenger RNA, 717 nt
Organism: Staurois parvus
Lineage: Eukaryota; Metazoa; Chordata; Amphibia; Anura; Ranidae
Source: the annotation of a GenBank genome assembly